AUGAAGUGGAAUGCCGUCGUGGUGGCCAUGGGGUUGGCAGCCCCCUCGCGCGCAUUGCUUCGCUUUGGCUGUGCCCGCCUCACCAUCCAACGUUUAGAUCCCCUGGUCACCCCCGGGCAGAAUCCUUCGCCGCAUUUGCACCAGAUUAUUGGAGGGAACUCGUUCAACGUCUCGAUGAAUCACCCCGAGCACGACCUCGUCAAGCUGUCGACCUGCACCAGCUGCCAGUUCACCGAGGAUCUCUCCAACUACUGGACCGCCGUCCUUUUCUUCCGCGCCCGAAACGGAACCUUCAAGAGAGUCCCGCAGAUCGCCCAGGCAGGCAUGGAGGGCACCCAGGGCGGCAUGGUCGUUUACUACAUGUCGGACGCCCUCUUCGACACAGCCCAGCGCUCCGCAGUCACCGCCUUCAAGCCGGGCUUCCGCAUGCUCAUCGGCGAGGCCUCGUACAGCACCCGCGAGCAAGCCCGCGACUUUCGCCAGCUGACGUACACCUGCAUGGAGAACCAGGCGUCGCGCUCGCCCGAGACAGUCGGCUUCCCUAAAACCCCUUGCAAGCUGGGCAUCAUGGCCAACCACCGGUUCCCGACGUGCUGGGACGGCGUCAACCUCGACAGCCCCAACCACCGCGACCACGUGGCCUACCCGGAGUCGGGCACCUUCGAGUCCGGGGGCCGGUGCCCGGCAACGCACCCGGUCAAGAUCCCGCAGAUUCUGCUGGAGACGGUCUGGGAUACCUCAGCGUUUAAUCGCAGAGAGGACUGGCCCGAGGACGGCAGCCAGCCGUUUGUCUGGUCCAAUGGUGAUAGUACGGGGUAUGGCUCGCACGCCGACUAUGUGUUUGGCUGGAAGGACGACUCGUUGCAAAGGGCGAUGGAUGCGCAUACGUAUGUCUCGGCGCCGAUGCUCAAGACGCAGAGCAUUGCCGAGCAGAAUAAGUGUGUAGUUAAGGAUAUGGUGGGGGAGAACUUCGAUGGGUGGCUGAAAGAACUACCUGGUGGAAAUCCUAUAUUUUGA
Parathielavia appendiculata is the source of this 1017-nucleotide messenger RNA. RefSeq lists its product as uncharacterized. The coding region runs from base 1 to 1017 and encodes 338 amino acids. The record is from RefSeq and is a predicted model, not a curated record. The transcript is spliced from 4 exons. Lineage: Eukaryota; Fungi; Ascomycota; Sordariomycetes; Sordariales; Chaetomiaceae.